Molecule: messenger RNA, 729 nt
Organism: Phalaenopsis equestris
Lineage: Eukaryota; Viridiplantae; Streptophyta; Magnoliopsida; Asparagales; Orchidaceae
Exons: 4
Coding region: 1-729 (242 amino acids)
Molecular function (GO): zinc ion binding
Source: RefSeq, a predicted model, not a curated record
AUGGAGAGAUUUCAGCAUUCAUCGGAGACAAUAAGUCGUUAUUUCUUCAAAGCCAUACAGACACUUAUUAGUUUAGCCGCUAAAAUCAUCCGGUCGGAGGAUCCAUCAUUUGUUAAUACUCCAGGACAAAUCGUAACUGAUCCCCGUUACAUGUCUUACUUCAAGAACUGCAUAGGUGCAAUUGACGAUACUCACGCUGAUAUAAGAAUAAUCAGAAUACCCAGUCAGGACAAAGUGGCUUACAUUGGUCGACAUGGUUCAACUACUCAAAAUGUCAUGGCAAUAUGUGACUUCAACAUGUGUUUCACAUAUGUUAUGACGGGCAGGAAAGAGAGUACACAUGAUAGUCAGAUUUUCUCCUAUGCUACUAAGAAUAUAUCGCAGGGUUUUCCUCAUUCCCCUUCAGGAAAAUACUAUUUGGUUGAUGCUGGAUACCCUAUGCAGAGGGGCUAUCUGAAGACAUAUCCAGACACUAAGUAUCAUAUUCUUGAUUUUGAGCGAGCAAGUGACAUUAUUCGUGGUAAGAAAGAAAUUUAUAUUAACAUGACUUCUAGGAUUUCAGUGACAUACAGAGUUAUUUUUUGUUAUUGCGGACUACCGGCUCCGUUCCUCACGUCGCGUCAGUCUUAUAACUUUGGGAGACAAUUCUACGGUUAUCGCAAGGGUGUUUCAGCUCGUUGUGGUUUCUUCCGAUGGCAGUCGUGGAAAUCCGUUGUUUUCCCAGGUUGA